UUGGCCCCUUUGAACAGGGCCGGGCUCAACCGGCUCAGCGGGAACGCGGCGCGGCGGAGCAGUCGGGACAGCCAUGGGGGACCAGCGACCGGGCCCGGGGCCCGGAGCGCCGGCCAGACAGCAGGAGGAGGAUGCCGCCGCCGCCGCCUCCGCCGCCACCGCCGCCGCCACCGAGCGACGGCGGAAACUACAAGAAUAUUUAGUUGCCAAAGGAAAGUUGAAACCCGCAAGUGCAAAGCUGUGUUUAAAGGACAAGCGCAAUCAGCAGAAUCUGGCUCCCUCCAAAGCACAGCUUACAGUCAGAUGCCAGAAAAAUGGUAUCCCAAGCACAACCAAAAGUGCAUCAAUAACAGAGGCUAAAUGGUCGGCACCUGUCAGCAAAGUUCGUCCAGACAGACCCUCCAGGGCCCUUGUGCCUCAGAAGCCAACGGCUGCACCCCCACACCUUCCAAGGAAGGGGCCCACACUUCCUGUUCCCUCAAAGCCCCCUGCUAAAAGGCACCCUGAGAAGCUGAGCAGCACCUCCGCUGGACAUCACUUGGGCCCAGUAAGAGAGUCUGAAAAGUGGGAGUUGUUCGCAACAUCCGGGACUGUAAAUGGCUGUGCAAAAUGGAGCCGUCCCUCAAAGAGCUCUCAAGAAAAAGCAGAACAGGAUAAAGAGAACUUUGUCCGACAGGCUCUGAAAAGAGAGACGUCUCGGUUCAGCCUCAAAGCCAAGUCCCAAUUUGGGUCAAAGCCACCAAGCAAUGCCCUUGAAAAAAGUCAAGCUGUUGAGGCAGAGCUCCAGGAAAAGCGCAGAGGCCCUCCAGGUGAUUUCCAGCGGCAAGUCGGUAGCAUCUCAGGGGCACGGCCUUCCUCACAACUUGGAUGCUUCUCUACUAUUAGAAGCCGAGGCCAAAAUCCUAGAUUCGUAAAGCAAUCAGUAGAGACUCGACAGGCUGCAGGUGUGUUUAGAGGAUCUGUUGCUGGGAGGGAACAGGCAGGGCAGUCAACACACACAGCCGUGGGCAUUCUUCAGAGGGGGCAGUCCAUGCAGCAGGCUAAUGCUCUGCAGGAGCCGUCUAGCCGCUCGGUGACAUUAAGAAGAAAGCUGAGGCCCACGUCUGGGAGGUGCCUUUCAGCAGCAUGUGGUGGCAUCAGCCAGAACAGGAGCGCAGCGGAGAAGAAUUGGAGCAGCACGAAACAAAGGCAAAUGCCCAGGACCUUGGAGUCCGGCGCCAGGCUCCUGCUCUCUGAGUGCUGCACAGGAAGGACAGCACCUGGCUCUGUAAGACGGGGAAGAGGCACACCCAAAUCGAAGCAGCUGGCUGCAGGGGGAGGCCAAGAGCCGAAGACCCCGGGGACUCAGGACCGGAGGAAACUGCUGGAGCAAUGGCUGGCUUCCCGAGGAAAACGCUACAAGCGCCCACCAAUGACCCUGCCUCCUACAAGGCUGCCAAAGGCGAAGGCGGGUCCAGAGCACUCCUUCUGGGAUUGCAUGGAGGAGGAGGAGGAGGAGGAGGAGGAAUCACAGCAGCAGCAGCAGCUCAGGCUGGCCAACAGGAUUGCAGGCACCUUGCGGGAGUGCCUGCAGCUUGCAGAAGAGGGGGGUCCUCCAGCAGAGCUCCUGGCCAUGCUUUCCCGCAUUCCAGAGGCAGAGAAGUUCCCCCAGUUCUGGGUCUGCAAGGCAAAGCUGCUGGCCCGGCAAGGCCCAGUUGAAGCUGCUGGUGGUCCUGGGGCUGGGCUGCCUGAAGAGUUGCGGGAUGUCACUGUCGAUCCUCUGAAGGGUUCAAGCAAGACAGCCGGCGCCGUCCCUGCUGAAGCCUGUUUUCCCAGUCAGGAGCAGACAGAGACCAGUCACCAAAGCGAUGUGCAAGCCCUGGCUUGCAAGCCUAUCUCUGCAAUCAAGCUGCAAGUUCUCUCACUGCACAGAGCAAAACAGCCAAGUGCAAGGCCAGGCAUGAAGCUCUUGACUCCAGUGCGGCGUUCCCUACGGAUAGAGCGGGCUGCUGCUUGCUACCCACAGAUGCUGAAGGACCAUGACCCUGUGGUGUCUUCCCUGGAUGAAAUUAUGGCAACAGAUAAUGGUAGCCAGUUUGUCUUUUGUAAAAACGAAGCUUUACCUGAGGAGGUGGGAAUGGAUGGCUUUUUGACUGGGCUGCAUUGACUCAGGUAAAAUUUCACCUCAGUGACAAGAAACGUGCCAACGUCUCUUCUCCUACCCUGGCACUUGGCACUCCCUGUUCCUCUUUCUAUUAGAGCUGUGCAAAUAGACUGGAAAUGUAUACUUAUUGUAUAGAACCUUUUCAGAAUAUAAGCAUCUUUAUUCUUUAAACAAUUCAACUUAUCAAUGCAGACUGCUUUAGAAAAUGGCAAGAAAUAUGGUGUCCAUCUCCCAGCAAGAUUUCUCCAUGAGCAAAAGGAAUGAGGGGGAAUAUCCACAGAAAGGCAUUGUCUCGUGUCCUUGAGUCCUGCUGUGGUUUCUCUGCUGCCACAAUAGAUUGAGGGGGGCUUGAUGUCCUGCACCUAGCAUUGCUAAACCUCCCUGUAGGCCCCUUCCUUAAACUGUCCAACUAACUCCAAGGCAUGUGCCCAUGAUUGGUAUGUCACUUGACUUGACAUUUUGUGUAGAUUUUCUGGGUUUGGGGAACUGUGUGGAUUAUUCGCUGUUCAGAGUUUUGCACUCUUGAGUGAUGAUGGCAAACAGGAUGCCUUUAAUCUCAAAGCUCCCCUUGGCCUUGCAUGGCUUUCUUUGUUCCUCAUAAUUUGAGUUGUUUGUUCAUAAGCACCUUUUUAGAGCUGUUGCUGGCUUCUCUACAAGAAUCCACUACCUUGCAAGCAUGAUCCACCUGCUAUCUCUCUUUGGCCCUUGGCAGCACUCUUCUUUCUCAGACAAUCUAUUCCAACUUUGACUUUUGUUAAAGUGAAAGCUGACGGCCUUGUUUGGGGUGCAGGGGCCCAGCGAUGAAGCUGCUGUUCCUGCCACCUCCUGGCAAAACACAGAAACGCCUUGCAAAGUAGGUUCCUCCCCACUUUUAUUCUUUUGCAACUGCGCCAGCUUCCCCGAAUGCUUUGCUGUUCCCUCCCACCUGA
This is a messenger RNA of Rhineura floridana, 3072 nucleotides long. RefSeq names its product cytoskeleton-associated protein 2-like. Lineage: Eukaryota; Metazoa; Chordata; Lepidosauria; Squamata; Rhineuridae. Gene Ontology annotation, cellular component: cytosol; mitotic spindle; centrosome. The transcript is spliced from 9 exons. The coding region runs from base 74 to 2146 and encodes 690 amino acids. The record is from RefSeq and is a predicted model, not a curated record.